ACUCCCGGCCUGUCAGUUGCCUGGUAACGCCCGCUGGAGGAGUCCUAGAGUAAUAAGGUCCGGGAGAAGUGUCACUGGCCCUAAGCGAGACCCUGUAGCCCGUUCUCGAGGCGCCAGCGGUCUGUCCCCGCGGCUUGGCGGGCUAGGGCAGGGCGAUGUUGCAGGAGGAGUCGGAUCUGUCUCUCAUCAUUGCCCAGAUAGUUCAAAAGCUCAAGGGCUCCAGUUUGUACGCUCAGUUGGAACGCCAGGCCUGGGCCAGUCUUCAGAGACCUGAGAUUAAACUUGAAUCAUUAAAAGAAGAUAUUAAGGAAUUCUUUAAAACAUCAGGUUGGGAGAAGAAACUUCAGAAUGCUGUUUAUUGUGAACUGAGUGUGUUUCCUUUACCUCAUCAUCCUGCCGCACCUCCAGAGCAUCUUAAAGAACCUUUGGUGUACAUGAGGAAAGCACAGGGAAGUUGGGAAAAAAGAAUUUUGAAGAGUUUAAAUAGUAUGUGCACUGAACUGAGUAUCCCAUUGGCACGAAAGAGGCCUGUUGGAGAACAGAAAGAACUUCUCAGUAAAUGGAAUGAAAUGGGAACUGAUGAGCCAGAUUUAAGCCUUUUCAGACCUGUUUAUGCACCUAAGGAUUUUCUUGAGGUAUUAGUUAAUCUUCGCAACCCAAAUUAUGAAAAUGGUGAUUCUCCUAGUUUCAGGACUCAUUUGGGUUUAAUCCAAGUUCCUCUGAAAGUAAAAGACAUCCCUGAAUUGAAAGAAUUCUUCAUAGAACUCGGCUUAACUACAGGACAACUGGGUAUAGAUGAUUCUACACAAGUGCCUCCUGAACUUUUUGAAAAUGAGCAUGUACGUAUUGGGCAAAAAGUUCUAGCAGAACAAGAUAGUGCUGCUGCUCAACAAUAUGUCAGACAAGGAAGCCCCACAGCACUGAGAGCUGAAUUAUGGGCUCUCAUUUUGAAUAUUUCCAGUCAACCUGAGGAUAUCUUAUAUUAUGAGCAGCUUAAGACCAAUGUGAUACAACAUGACCUUUUGGUGGACAGUCUAAUUUAUAAAGAUGUGAAGUUGACUGCAAGCAAUGAUGAUUAUUAUUUUGUAUUUGAAGAUUAUUUAUAUCAGGUAUUACUUUGUUUUUCCCGGGAUACGUCUGUGUUGGGUCACUUUGCAUACAACAGUGCUUCACCACCGAAAUCAUACAUAAGAGGAAAACUAGGACUAGAAGAAUAUGCUGUCUUUUAUCCACCAAAUGGUGUAAUCCCUUUUCAUGGAUUUUCAAUGUAUGUUGCACCACUUUGUUUUCUAUACCAUGAACCUUCCAAAUUGUAUCAGAUAUUCCGUGAGAUAUAUGUGCGUUUUUUCUUCAGACUCCAUUCCAUCUCUUCUCAUCCUUCUGGUAUCGUGUCACUCUGUUUGCUGUUUGAAACACUUCUUCAAACUUAUCUCCCCCAGCUCUUUUAUCAUCUACGAGAAAUAGGGGCUCAACCACUACGCAUAUCAUUUAAGUGGAUGGUUCGAGCUUUUUCUGGAUACUUAGCCACAGAUCAACUCUUGCUUUUGUGGGAUAGAAUCCUAGGAUACAAUUCUCUGGAAAUUCUUGCCGUGCUGGCAGCUGCUGUGUUUGCUUUCCGAGCAGUGAACCUGAUGGAGGUGACAUCACUGGCUGCAGCUGAAGCAGUUCUUGCUGACCUUUCUACUUUAAAAGUCAUGCCUCUUCUUCAAAUUUUUCUGUUUGCCACUGUCACAUGAUCUUCAAGGUCACCAACAACACAUCUAGUUUUUCACUAGAAACUAAUCAUGGACUAUGCAAAUUCUGCAUAAAACCAAAAUGAAACUUUGCAUAUAAGCCAAUAAAGAUCAUGUUCCCUCCUCAGUUAAACCUAAGUAGUUUUUCACUUUUUGAAACAAUAACUCUGCAGACCAAAUAUUGUACUGCGUGCUGCUGAUUUUCAAGAGAGAAGCAAUAGACACACUUCUGCUAAAUUGAACAUACUAUAUAUGUAAUCCUGAUUUAUAAGAGGCAUGUAACAAUAUAUGCAAUAAGGACUAACGAUACUGUAAUAAAUUUGAAGAGGUAAUGUAACCUCUGGGACAAUUAUCUUAUGUCAGUCGGUAAAUUUAUCUCUAGAUAAUAUAUCAUUAUGUCUUAUAUAUUGCUCUUCACUAAGAGCUGGGGUGGGGUAGGAUGUGGGCAGACUUGAAAAACACAAUGCUUUUAAAUAGGAAUUUAAAUGUACUUUGAUGUUUCCAACAACAUUUCUCUCACUAGAGAUCUUCUAGGUCCUGCUACACUUUAUUUCUCUCUCAAAGGUCUCUGCUGGGGAAGGUCAAAUACAAUUGUGUCCAUUUGACAGUAUUUUAUUUAUCUGUUUCUGAAAAAUGAAAAUUAUGGAGUGAUCCCUUCAACUUCUGGACCUUCUGUCUCUUAGUUUAGAAGACUUGACACUGCUGAGGCCCAUUGCCAGAUUCUGUACUUUGGAAGUAUACAGAGAAGACGCCCAAGGAGUCAGUGAAGGGAAUGAAGAAUCAAAACCAUGUCCACUUUUGCUGAAGCUUGGUUUAACGAUAUUUUCCCAUAGGGUAGAGCAGCUGAGACUGGAAUAGAGACUGUACAUUCAUUCUAGAACUGAAGACAUUAUGCAAGGCAUCAGUCUUAUUUAGGUUUUUAUUAUAAGUGAAGGGCCUUAUUUGUAUUACUUCAUAAAGACCUAUCACCUGUCUAAUACAGAAUAAGAGUGUGGAAAAGAAGUCUAAAACCAUUGUCUUUAAAUUUUAGACUGAAAUUCAAGAUGCUGAUCAUUUCAACAGAACUCUAAGUUAAUAGAAAGAUGCUCUUACUGAAUGCCUGGAAUUUUAUCCAAAUGUAUUUCUGGAGUCUUUAAUUAGAGACCAUUAUAUUAGGAAAUGUAUGAGGUUUAACACAAGACUGCAAGUGUGGUAGAGUUUGAUACAACCAGUUAUUACUUCAAAAAUGUCUGUUAUAUGCUUUUAUUUGUCAGGUACUUGUUGACUUAUGAGGACUAAAUAAUUUCACUCCAUGACUGAUUAAAAAUAAACUCCAUUUUAUUGCCUUUGAAGGUGACAGUCAUAAUCAUAUGCUCUGCUGUUGUGUGUGCAGAUGCAUGUUCACCAUGAGGAUAAGCACACACUUAGGACUGUUCUCUCUCUUCUGUUAGGAAGAAAGCAAGUUUUGAAUGGUUAAGGUCAAAUGUGUACAUGCCCUUUGGCUUCUUUCUUUAGAAGAAUAUUCAUAAGCCUUUUUAAAAGCAGCAAUGUAGUGAUCUGGUAGGAAAAACACUAGACGAGGGAGUUCUUGUGCUAGCUUAAAGUCCCUAGAUAAUUUAACCUCUCUUAUCUGUAUGGGGGUAGGGGGAGCAAGGACAGACAGCAGGAAAUUACUGUAUUUGCUCUGUUUGCCUUACAGGGUUGAGUAAGACCAAAUGAGAAAAUAUAUUUGACAGUGAUUUUCUUUUAACUCCAAAGCACCAAGUAAAUAUAAGAUGUUGCUGGUAAUAUGACAUUUCAAGGUUAAGUGGUAGAGGAUAAUAUAUGAAUAAUGCCCAAAUUCAUUAGCAUCUGUGUGACUUUAUUUGAUAAUUUGAGACUGUGUUUAUAAAAAAAUGAAUGGACUAUGGCUCAGUAGGUCCUUUAAUUUGGAACUGGUGGUUCCAACCAGUAGUUCUGAAUCUGAAUCCCAAACCAAAGCUGGUAGCCUGCGACAGUUUGCUGCUGUCACAAACCUCUCUUGGCCAUGUGCUGCUGCUCUUGGCUGCUUGUUAAAAUACUGCAUUGAGGACCCUCAUGCCCCCUCCAUCUCUAACUCCUUCCUCAUAUUACCUCUCUCAGCUUCCUUCUGCUUUCUCCCACAUCAUCUCCUGUCAGCCCCAAACAGCCCUCAUAUAUGCUCUGCCAGUGAUCACAACGAGUUGAGUGACCAGGGAUCAUUAUAUAACUUUUCUAUCUAUGGUAUACACACUGAGGGUGAAAUAGCCCAAUAGACAAAUUAUAUUUGGCUCUUCUGGAUUUCAAUUCACCCUCAAAUGAAAUAUGUAUGAGCUUAUAUUAUGUAAGAAUUUAUUGAACAAUCAUUUUGGUUACAAUGUUUUGGUAAUAGAACAUUCUAGCUAAUUGAAAUUUUCAGUUUGUCUUAACUGCAUAGCACCCCUGUACACUCAGCAUGUACUCUUUCUUCCUAUUUCAUAGAGAAAAUAGUGACUAUUAGGUUUGAACUUGUUUAGCCUUCCAGUUCAAAACUUAGCUUUAUCCCCUGUACUUAACUCCUUCCCUCUUGUCUCAGGAAGUAUCUAAUCUUUUCCUACAGUUCUCUAAGUACAGAGUUGAUUAUGUCACUUCCUUGCUUAAAAUUUAGACAAUACCCCAUUGCUUAAAGGAUAAAGUCCAGGCUCUGUAGCAUCACAGGGAAAAUUCUCCACAAGUCGGUCCUUCCAUUCCUGUAUUCCCACACUGAUUCAUUAUCCUACAGAUUACAUGCUGAUCCUCAACCAGCUAUGGCAGUGCACUUUGUCUCUGCCAGAAGGACCUCCACUUUUCAAGGCCCAACUAAGAAAAUCUCCUCUAUUGUGAAAAUAACCUGGAGCUUGUGAAUCAGAACUAAUUAUGUCCUUUUCUUUAUUCUCAUAAAACUGCUCAUCCAUUAACAUGGUGCUAAGGGUAUUGAGUGAUAGUUUUUUGUAUAUGUGUUGACUCUCAUAUCACUUUAUUCUGAAACCAGUUUUCAUUGACUAGUCUUAGAUAUGGAAAGUGAAAGAAGAAAUUUGUCCAUAUGUAUUUGUAUCCCUUGACUUUUCUAAAAAUUUUGGAAUCUGUUUUUCUUAAAAUAUAAUUCCUUCUCAAUACCUGGUCUCCCUUCUUCCACAAAGGCUCUAAUUUUUAUUUGGAAAUCUAUCCUCUCCUCUAGGCUUCAGAUGAGGCUGACUCCUACCCCAGGACCCCUGGGUCCUGGCCAAGACAGUCACCAUGUUCCAUCCCUCUGGCCAUAGGAAUUGCUUCAAGAUCAGUGAAUAAUGUAAGAACAAUAAAGACCAAUGAAACUUGAUUACAAGGCUUUGCUUUAAUCUUUCAGAGAAGCUGGAUAUGAAAAAGAGAGGAUUAUAGGCUCUGGAGUUGCCACAGCCUAGGAAUGGGAAAAGUAAAAAGCUGCCGUGUUGACCUCAUUGAUCCCCAUCACACUCCACCAGUUUAUCCCUGGACUAUUUCAUUACAUGAACCAAAAGAUUCUGUUUGCAACAGAAAGGAUCCUAACUGAAGGUACAGUUAUUUUACCUGUUAGAUGACUCACUACAACGUAGGUAUCAUGAUUUGGUGCAGGACCCCUGUGUACACAGUGUUUAAACUAGAGGAAUCUUUUAAAACUUCUUUUCAGUCAAGACAUUCUGUGACCUUACAAGGUUGAUUUCUGUGUUCCAGAAGUACCUGAAGUACCUUGAACACGUGGUAUGUCUCUCUCCUUUGGCCCUUUGCCCAUACAGCACCCUCUGCUUGGAAUGCCUUCUCUUCCUUGUUUACCUAACUCUCACUUGUACCUCAAAACCUAGCUCAGGUGUUGCAUCAUCAGGGAAGACAGCCUGUCUUGUGAAUUCUCCACAUACUCUAAAUAUACAUAAGCUGUAUCAUAGUAUGUUAGCUUGUCUUUCUCUUCUGCUAGACUGUGACCCCUGAAGGGCAAAAAUAGUUUCUUUUUUGGCCUUAUAUUUCUAGAACCUGAUACAGUGUUUGCCCCAGCAGACUUUAAUAAAAGUUUAUUGAAGGAGCAAAUGAAGUCAUCUAAUCUAAUUUUUUCAUUUUACUAGUGAGGCACCUUGCUCAGUUCAGAGAAAUAACUUACUUGUUCAGUGUCACACAGCUAUUUUAUCCACUAAAUUGACUUGUAAAGUUGCCUGUGGAAGACCAAAAGGAAAAAUAUUUUGAGAGAAAAAAACAUAAACCCUUCAACUCACUCAGUUUUUUUCAUUAAAGCAACUUUAUUAAGUUGUAAUUCAUGUACAAAAAUGUAUGCAUUUUUAUUGUAUAAUUCUGUAAGUCAUGAAAAAUGUAUAUACCUACAUCACCACCACCACAGUCAAGGUACAGAACAUUUCCAUCACCUGAAGCACUUCUCUUUACACUCCUUCCCAUUGGUCUCCCAUAUACACUUUCAUUCCAGAUGACCACUUUCUUCUCUGUCUCUACAGAUUAAAUUUUAUUCCUAGAGUUUCAUGUAAAUGGAAUCAUACAUAUGUACCACUUUGUUUCUGGCUUUUUUUAUUCAGCAUAAUGUUUUGAGAUUCAUCCAUUUGUUAUGUGAUUAGUUAUCCAUUCCUUUUUAUUGAAUCAUAUUUCAUUGUAUGAUUAUUUCAUACAAUUUGUUUAUCCAUUUGUUAAUGGGUAUCCCUGUUCUCAUUUUUUGGUGUAUUAUAGAUACAGCUACUAUAAACAUUUGGAUACAAUCUUUCAUGUGGACAUAUAUCUUCAUUCCUUUUGAAUAGAAUUGUUGAGACAUAUGUAGACAUGAGUUUAACUUUCUAAGAAACCCCCAAAUUUUUUUUUGAAGUGAUUCUGUAAUUUUAUAUUCCCACUAGCAAUGUAUAAGAGUUCUAGUUGCUCCAAAUCCUCACCAUCACUUGGUAUUAUAGUGUUAAUCGUUCUAGUAUGUGGUUUUAAUUUGCAUUUUCCUAAUUACUAAUAAUGUUGAACGUCUUUUCAUGCAUAUUUGCUAUUUUUACAUCUUCUUUUGUCGUGUCUGUUCAAGUCUUUUGUCCAUUUUUAAUCAAUUAUCUUAAGUUAUAAGAAGUCUUUAUUCUGGAUAUACUUAUGGUUUGUAACAUUUCCUUCCAUCCUGUGGCUUGUCUCUUUAUUUUCUUAACUACAUUUUAAAGAGCAGAAGUUUUAAUUUUGUUUGAAUCAGUUUAUCUAAGUUCUUUUAUGGUUCAUUCAUAUUUUUUGUGUCCUAAGAAAUCUUUGUAUAUCUUAAGAUCAAAGGUUUUUUGCCUGUUUUCUUCUAGAAAUGAUGCAGUUUUAGGUCUUACAUUUGCGCCUAUGAUUUUUAAAAAAGAAAUUUAUAUAUGAUACAAAUUAAGGGUUGAGGGUCAUGUUUUUAUAUAUGGAUAUGCUGUUGUUUCAGUGCCAUUGCUAAAAAAAACUUAUCCUGUCCCUUUUACAUCAGCACCUCUGCAUAGAAAUCAAUUGCUUUUAUUUCUAUGGGCUUAUUUCUGGACUCUGUUUGGCUCCAUAAAUUUAUUCCAAUACCACACUGUCUUGAUUUUUGUAGCUUUAGAGUAAGUCUUGAAAUCAGGUAGUAUAAAUCUUCUAAUUUCAUUCACCUUCAUCAAAAUUAUCUGGGUUAGUCUAAGUUCUUUGGUUUCUAGAAAUACUUUUAGCAUCAGUUUUUCCCAUUGUACAAAAAAAAAGCUGCUGGCAUUUUUAUUGUGAUAGCAUUGAAUCUGUAGAUGAGUUUGGGGGACAAUUGAUAUCUUAACUAUAUUGAGUUUGUCAAUCCAUGAACAUGGAAUAUCUCUCCAUUUAUUUAAGUCUUCUCUAAUUUCACAGAGCAAUAUUUUAUAGUUAUCCAUGUAGAGCUCUUACACAUAUUUUGUUCUAAUUAUCCCUAAUUAUUUCACAUUUUUAUACUAUUGUGUCAUUUUUAAUUUCAAUUUAAAAUGGUUUGUCAAUAUAUAGAAAUACAAUUGAUUUUUUUUAUAUUGACCUUGUAUCCUGAGGCCUUGCUAAACUUACUUAUUACUUCUACCCACUAUUUCCUUUUUGUAGUUUCCCUGGAAUAUUCUACAUAUACAAUAUGUCGUCAAUAAAUAAAGACAAUUUUACAUUUUUUCCAAAUCUAUAUGCCUUUUAUUUUUCUUUCUUCAAACCUGCAAUAGAAUGUAGAAGUGUUGCAGCUCACCUAGUUUUAAAUCAAACACAUUUCUUUCUUGAAUAAGUGCAAUAAAUAUUUUAAAUAUAUAUCAGUUAAAUAGUUUGGCCAAUUUAGGUAUAUAACAGUGGGAGGAAAUGAAACAGAUACAGAAUAUGGUGAGGACACAUGAAAAUAAUUUGUUAAGCUUUGUAUCACUGAUGAUUCAAAAACUUUUCUUCAAAUCAUUCUUUUAACUUAUGCAGUUGGCCUUAGUAGUAUCAGUGCCUUUGUUAUGUUACUUAGGAGAUUGUUUUUGUAUUACACCAACUAUUUAUCCUUAAAACUUUUUUUUAGAUAUGUGAUGUGCAUAUAUGUGUUCAACAAACAUUAAAUGCUUACUCUGAACAAAAAGUACUAUGCUGGGCACUCAAUGUUUAUAUUUAUUUGUAUGUUUGUUUUUUAGUAACAAA
Molecule: messenger RNA, 8306 nt
Organism: Manis javanica (Malayan pangolin)
Lineage: Eukaryota; Metazoa; Chordata; Mammalia; Pholidota; Manidae
Gene: TBC1D19
Product: TBC1 domain family member 19
Source: RefSeq, a predicted model, not a curated record